This is a messenger RNA of Aphanomyces invadans, 1628 nucleotides long. RefSeq lists its product as hypothetical. The record is from RefSeq and is a predicted model, not a curated record. The coding region runs from base 108 to 1628 and encodes 506 amino acids. The transcript has 3 exons. Lineage: Eukaryota; Oomycota; Saprolegniomycetes; Saprolegniales; Verrucalvaceae.
AUUCCGCGCACAGCAUCUCAGCAUGCGAUGCCGCGGGAAGGUUACGAAGAAUGCAGGGGACAUCACCUUCGUCCAUGUUGAAAUAAUCAGCGAAGAAGGCUAACUGGAUGGAGGUGCACGCUGGGCUUUACCUACUGGCGGUGGGUGCCGUGGUCGUUGUCGUUGUUGGCAUGAAGGCAGGUUUCCGUGCCUUGAACGAAGCUGUCCACGGAAACUUGGGAUUUCUUGACUUCGUGCACACUGUUGCUGGAGAACUCUCUGUGGUUGGAUGCAUUCACGUCGUGAUCACGUUCUGCUGCGUUGUCGGCCUCGUUCCGCACGACAGCAAUGCAUUCCGUGCCCUGGAUGCUGCCCAUCUUGGUGUUUUCUACAUCACGCUAUCUCUGUCGGCUCAUGUUUUCCUCGUCCUGGUGUAUCUUCGACCGCGAAGCACGAAUUUGGAAGCGCUUUGCCGACGCAGCCCCGGGGAAGUCCUCACGGAAGCUGGAGCUUCCUUGGUUCGCAUGCGACAUCGGUCUUGCCUCGUCCAAUUCUACCAUGCCCGAUAUCACGUUCGACAACUGCACCUCAAGGUGCUCGAGCACUACUUCCUCUGCACGUACGACCUCCCCCGAAGCUUCUCGUUUGCUACGUAUGUCGGCAGCAUUCAAACGCGACAGUCCGUCCGCUACAUCCUCCGCAUCGACCCAAGCACUUGGACAUUCCUGCUUUUCCUUUUCUGCAUCAUCUUCAUGGGCGAAGCCUUUUCGUCGACUCCACAACGUGUGGUCGCAUUUGCUGUGCUGACCUCGCUGCUGGUGGUGUCCACAUUCGUCUUGCAUCUGUACUUGGUCCGCGUCCUCGAUGGCCUCUUUAGACAUGUCGUCGGAAAGCGCGGCGAUCCCAUGGAAGCUGUGCAAUGCCUGUCGUCCCAUCAAGCGCCACCAUCGACCACCAACGAAUCUCUGCAUCGACUUCGUGACGCCGCUGCAACUUGGUGUAUCAAGGACAGCAGACUCGUCGGCACGACGGAUGAUGCAAUCUGGUGCGGGCCACAAGGGGCAGCACCUUCCCCAAUGCUCCAUGCAAAGUCGAUCCAGCUACUGGUCCGCCUCACCCUUGUCGUGAAUGCAUUCCUGAUGGCGCUGUUGUGGCCGCUGGUGCUUCCGGCAACCACUUCGGGAGGAGUAUGGUGUGCACUUUCACUGAGCGUUCCUUUGUGGAUCAAUUUGAUCGUCUUUGCUCCGGCGAUGGUUCACAACGCGGCAAUUAUCCAAGCUGUGUGGUAUGUCGAACGAGAAACGCUGCUUGAAGCCAUCGAGCACUUCGAAGAGAUGGAGAUGCUGAAGAUGCACGUUGUGACUCACAUGGAAAUGUACAUGUGGGAGCGCCGACUAUGUCCACAAGACGUCGCAACCCUCAUCCAGGGAAUGGCGGGGAGCAAUGACUGUUUUGUUGACCUGCAGAUUCUUCAACGGGUGUUCCAAACGACCUUUCAUCUGUACGUGGCCUUGCACAAGCUCAAGGCACUGCUUCAGGUCACGUGUAGCGUGGAAGGGGGUUCCCGCUUCAAUAUCAUGGACUUGGUUGCGCUUUUGGAGACUCGCGGACACCGCGGCACUGCUGCCGACUCGGAGGUUUUCCUCUAA